UCCUGCCCAGGGCCUUUAGGGGAGGGUGAGGUGGGGCUGGCCAGCCCGCAGGGUCCACCCUCCGUGCCAGCCUGGGGAAAAUCCUUUGAGGCUCCCGGCUGGAGAAAGGGGGACGGCAGAGGCAAGGGCAGAGCGGGCCACCAUGGCGACACACCCGUCCCACCCCCAGCGGAGGGGCCCCCUCUUGCGCCAGGCCAUCAAGAUAAGGCGCCACAGGGCCAGAGACCUGCCCCAAAUGAACCAGGAGAUCGAGCCUGCCUCGCACCCCUUCUCCUCCGAGGAGCGGACGCUGCUCUACGAGGAGGCGCUGUACACCAUCCUGCACCGCCUGGGGCAGCCUGAGCCGGGCCACGUGAGGGAGGCGUCCGAGCUGCUGUGCUACCUGCAGGAGGCCUUCCACAUGGAGCCCCAGGAGCACCAGCAGCUGCUGCAGCGGGUCCGGGAGCUCGAGAAGCCAACAUUUUGUCUGAAGGCCACGGUGAAGCAGGCCAAGGGCAUUCUGGGCAAGGAUGUCAGUGGCUUCAGUGACCCCUACUGCCUGCUGGGCAUAGAGCAGGGGCUGGGCGCGCCGGGGGGCAGCCCCGGCUCUCGGCGCAGGCAGAAGGCCGUGGUGAGGCACGCCAUCCCAGAGGAGCAGACGCAUCGCACCCAGGUCGUCACCCAGACGCUCAACCCGGUCUGGGACGAGACCUUCAUCCUGGAGUUUGAGGACAUAAGCAAGGCCAGCUUCCAUCUGGACAUGUGGGACAUGGACGCCGUGGAGUCCAUGAGACAGAAGCUUGGCGAGCUCACGGACCUGCACGGGCUGCGGAGGAUCUUCAAGGAAGCCCGGAAGGACAGAGGCCAGGAUGACUUCCUGGGGAAUGUGGUUCUGAGGCUGCAGGACCUGCACUGCCGGGAAGACCAGUGGUACCCCCUGGAGCCCUGCACGGAGACCUACCCGGACCGAGGCCGGUGCCACCUCCAGUUCCAGCUCAUUCACAAGCGGAGAGCCACUGCGGCCAGCCGGUCCCAGCCCAGCUACACUGUGCACCUCCACCUUCUGCAGCAGCUCGUGUCGCACGAGGUCACCCGGCACCAGGCAGGCAGCACCUCCUGGGAUGGGUCGCUGAGUCCCCAGGCUGCCACCAUCCUCUUCCUGCACGCCACGCAGAAGGACCUGUCCGACUUCCACCAGUCCUUGGCGCAGUGGCUGGCCUACAGCCGCCUCUACCAGAGCCUAGAGUUCCCCAGCAGCUGCCUGCUGCACCCCAUCACCAGCAUCGAGUACCAGUGGAUCCAGGGCCGGCUCAGGGCAGAACAGCUGGAGGAGCUGGCCGCCUCGUUCAGCUCCCUGCUGGCCUACGGCCUCUCCCUCAUCCGGAAGUUCCGGUCGGUCUUCCCCCUGUCCGUCUCCGACUCCCCGGCCCGGCUGCAGUCUCUGCUCAGGGUGCUGGUACAGAUGUGUAAGACGAAGGCCUUUGGAGAACUGUGCCUGGACAGCCCCCCGCUGCCUCAGCUGGUGAAGGAGGCCCUUCGGACAGGCACUGUCGAGUGGUUCCACCUGAAGCAGCAGCACCACCAGCCCAUGGUGCAGGGGGUGCUGGAGGCGGGCAAGGCCUUGCUGGGCCUGGUGCAGGAUGUCACCGGGGACCUGCACCAGUGCCAGCGCACCUGGAGCAAGAUCUUCCACAGCGUCCUCAAGAUCGACCUCUUCUCCACGGCUUUCUUGGAGCUGCAGUGGCUGGUGGCCAAGCGGGCGCAGGACCACAUGGCGGCCGUGUGCAGCCCUGUGUCCCCGGAGGUGGGCGAGAGCCUUUUCCAGCUCUACGUCAGCCUCAAGGAGCUCUGCCAGCUGGGCCCGCCGCCCUCCGAGAGGGACGGAGUCCUGGCCCUGGACGGCUUCCACCGCUGGUUCCAGCCAGCCAUCCCCGCCUGGCUGCAGAAGACAUACAACGUGGCCCUGGAACGUGUGCAGCGGGCUGUGCAGAUGGACCAGCUGGUGCCCCUGGGUGAACUGACCAAGCACAGCACGUCGGCCGUGGAUCUGUCCACCUGCUUCGCCCAGAUCAGCCACACCGCCCGGCAGCUGGACUGGCCAGACCCGGAGGAGGCCUUCAUGAUCACUGUCAAGUUUGUCGAGGACACCUGCCGGCUGGCCCUGGUGUACUGCAGCCUCAUUAAGGCCCGAGCCCGUGAGCUCUCUGCAGGCCAGAAGGACCAGGGCCAGGCAGCCGACAUGCUGUGUGUGGUGGUGAACGACAUGGAGCAGCUGCGGCUGGUGAUCGGCAGGCUGCCCUCCCAGCUGGCCUGGGAGGCCCUGGAGCGGCGGGUGGGGGCCGUGCUGGAACAGAGGCAGCUCCAGAACACCCUGCACGCCCAGCUGCAGGGCGCACUGGCUGGGCUGGGCCACGAGAUCCGCACCGGUGUCCGCACCCUGGCGGAGCAGCUGGAGGUGGGCAUUGCCAAGCACAUUCAGAAACUGGUGGGCGUCCGGGAGUCUGUCCCGCCUGAAGAUGCCAUUCUGCCGCUGAUGAAGUUCCUGGAGGUGAAACUCUGCUACAUGAACACCAACUUGGUGCAGGAGAACUUCAGCAGCCUUCUGAGCCUGCUCUGGACUCACACCCUCGUCGUGCUGGUGGACGCAGCCGCUGCCCAGCGCAGCUCCCCGCUGGCCUCCAGCAGGCUGAAGACGGCUCUGCAGAACCUGGAGAUCUGCUUUCACGCCGAAGGCUGCGGCCUGCCGCCAGCGGCCCUGCACACCACCACCUUCCAGGCUCUGCAGAGGGACCUGGAGCUGCAGGCGGCCUCCAGCCGGGAGCUCAUCCAGAGGUAUUUUCGCAGCCGCCUCCGGCAGCAGGCGGAAACCACCUCGGAGGACCUGGGGGCUGUCACGGUCAAGGCCUCCUACCGAGUCUCGGAGCAGAAGCUUCGCGUGGAGCUGCUCAGCGCCUCCAGCCUGCUGCCCCUGGACUCCAAUGGCUCCAGUGACCCCUUCGUCCAGCUGACCUUGGAGCCCAGGCACGAGUUCCCUGGGCUGGCACCCCGGGAGACGCAGAAGCACAGGAAGGACCUUCACCCCCUGUUUGACGAGACCUUUGAGUUCCUGGUGCCCGCUGAGCCAUGCCAGAGGGAUGGGGCGUGCCUGCUGCUCACCGUGCUGGACCACGACACGCUGGGUGCUGACGACCUGGAAGGGGAGGCCUUCCUGCCACUCUGCUCCGUGCCUGGUCUGAGCAGCUCUGAGGAGCCUGGCGAGGUGCCUCAGACCCGCCUGCCCCUCACGUACCCCGAACCCACUGGGGAUCCAAUCCUGCAGCUGCUGGAGAGCCGGAAGGGUGACCGCGAGGCCCAGGUCUUUGUGCGGCUGAGGCGGCUGAGGGCCAAGCAGGCUUCCCAGCAUACCCCUCGGUCAGGGCGGUAG
This is a messenger RNA of Lepus europaeus (European hare), 3403 nucleotides long. RefSeq names its product unc-13 homolog D (gene UNC13D). The coding region runs from base 143 to 3403 and encodes 1086 amino acids. The transcript is spliced from 33 exons. The record is from RefSeq and is a predicted model, not a curated record. NCBI's taxonomy places the organism in Eukaryota, Metazoa, Chordata, Mammalia, Lagomorpha, Leporidae.